AUGUCCGAGCAGGUAGCCAUCGUGGUCGGAGCGGUGGUCGGAGGGCUGCUGCUGCUGCUCUUUGUGGGGGCUCUGGGCUACUACCUCUGGAGGAAGCUGUGUCCCCCCACGGCCUACGAGGAGCUGACCGGAGCGCCGUCGCCCACCGCCCGCACGGAGCACACGUUCCUCCGCUCAUCCGCGGCCCCCCAGGCCAAAGGCGGCAGCAAGGAGCAGGGAGUCCCAUUCGUCGUUCCUCCCUCCUUGCCCAGCCGGGACUGGAUGACGCUGACCCGUGGGAAGCGGGUCCAGGAUGACGGCGACCGCUACCUGGCUCCCGACUUCUUGCCUCGGCCCUCCUUCCGCUCCCUGGCGGGCGUGGACGCGAUGGGCGCCCUCGACCCAGACCUGUACAAGCCCCCCGAGGACCAGAGCGAGACCGACUUCCCCGAGGGCUGCCUGGGGCGGCUGUGGUUCUCGGUGACGUACGAGCCGGAGGCCGAGCGGCUCCUCGUGGGACUGAUCCGGGCGCAGAGGCUGCGGGCCCCGGCCGACCCCUGCAGCCCCCUGGUCGAGCUCCACCUGCUACCCGACGAGCGGCGCUUCCUGCAGUCCAGGCCCAAGCGCAAGACCGACAACCCCCAAUUCGACGAGAGCUUCGUUUUCCAGGUGUCCAGCAGAACCGUGACUCAGAGGAUCCUGAGGUUCUCAGUGUACCACGUGGACAAGCAGAAGAAGCAUCACCUGCUGGGUCAGGUGCUCUUCCCCCUGAAGGACGAGGUGCUGACGAGCGACAGCCGGCCCGUUUUCUGGCGAGACUUGGAAGCGGAGAACCUGGAGCCUCCCUCCGAGUUUGGGGACAUCCAGUUCUCCCUCAGCUACAAUGACUACCUGGGCCGGCUGACGGUGGUCGUGCUGAGAGCCAAAGGCUUGAAGUUCCUGGAGGAAAGAAACAUUGUCAGUGUGUACGUCAAGGUGUCCCUGAUGAACCACAACAAGUUCAUCAAAAGCAAGAAGACCUCUGCUGUCCUGGGCUCCCCCAACCCAGUGUACAACGAGACGUUCAGCUUCAAGGUCGACCCGGUGGAGCUGGACACGGCCAGCCUCAGCUUGACGGUGCUGCAGACCCUGGAAGGAGACAAAAGCCACCAUCUGGGGCGUGUGGUUGUCGGGCCCUUUAUGUACACCAGAGGGAAAGAGCUGGAGCACUGGAACAAAAUGAUCAACAAGCCCAAGGAGAUGGUGAAGCAGUGGCACGCGCUCUGCCCCAGCACCUAGCCCCGACUCGAAGGGACCAGGACGUCUUCUCCCCGACGGAGCCCGAUGCUGUUCCCUCGCCAUCCCCUCCGACGUGGAGUCGGGUUGUCGGCUUCUCAUCCGAGCCCCUAAAUGGUACCUGCUGGUACCCCGUGUUACCCCUGUCCGUGGCAAAAAUGUCCACCCAUUCUCUUAUUGUGGAACGCUGGGCUGCACUCUUGCUUCUCUUCAUACCUGCAUGCCUUGAUAGAAUCCUUUGCAGGCCCGAAGAACAAAUAAGUUCUGAGUAUUAGAACUGGGGGUGGGGGUGGUGUAAGCACUUCAUUUAGGCAACCUGACCCCCCCAGAUGAGGGUAGGCACCCACUCAGAUAUCUUUGAAUUUGGAGUGUGUUUGCGGAGAGAGGGCUCCCUGCCACUUGACUCUGGAAAAAAGCAUGGACUUUUAUGGGCACUGAAGGAGUUAGGAAAUAUUGUCCAAAUGACCCUUCCGUAGAGGGUCCAAAAAAUGUGCUUGAAUAAAGGGUUGGGCGAAGCACCUUGGGCUGAGCCACAGUUAAGCUUAAGGAUGGUGUGCUGGGCUGGGAGACUUCAGGCCCCAUAGCUGAACGUCCCCCCUGAGAUUUGGGCAUCAGGAAUGCGUUUGGAACAGUUCAGGGUGGGGGUGAGAUCUAAAAAUGGAACUAAAUGAGUUUGGAAUGAGUGUUUUCUGAGCAAAGAGAGCACACGAGUGCCCAGCUGGAGGGCUCGUCAAUAUGGCUGGUGGAGGAGUAGAGGAUGGGAAUUUGCCAAGGCAGGUGUAAGGUCCUAGGACAGCUUCAGGGCUAGGGAGUGUCUCCUGGCUAGAUUUAGAGCUGUCUUCCCAAGUUGUCUGGGGGAGAGAGGACGAGGAGAGAUUUCAUCUGCCUAGAGCUGUAAAAACAUCUUGGCUAGUGCUUGGCCUUUUUUCACCUGUCUCAAGCCCCUAGGUACACCGCUCUGUUCUCUCCCCAGAGUUGAAAUGCUGAAGAACCAACUCUCACAGUCACCUGCAAACUGAGCAAGAAAAAUACUGAGGUUUCUGGUUUGAAUUUUAGAAGGAAACUGAAAGAUGGGAAGUAAUAGUAGUGAUAGAACUUGAAAUGGAAAACUCACUCCUAUGGACAUUAUACUGCUUUAACUUUAUGAAAUUCAGCUAAGUCAAGUGGUAACACAGGUAAACAGAAAGCAAAUGUUUCCAAUUUUCCAUGAAUGUAUGUCUUUGUAGCUACAUGUUGCCAGUUUAUCUCUUCAUGUGUGUUUGAAGGAGGGUUGGGGCAGCUUUUCAGUUUGCCAAUCCCUCACGUUGUUGUGACAAAAAACCCUAAAAUUCAUGAACUAAAAUCUCAGAAACAUUCAAAACCUGA
This is a messenger RNA of Ornithorhynchus anatinus (platypus), 2619 nucleotides long. Its product is annotated as synaptotagmin-15-like. The transcript has 8 exons. Gene Ontology annotation, biological process: regulation of dopamine secretion; calcium-ion regulated exocytosis; cellular response to calcium ion. The record is from RefSeq and is a predicted model, not a curated record. The coding region runs from base 1 to 1257 and encodes 418 amino acids. Gene Ontology annotation, molecular function: calcium ion binding; clathrin binding; phosphatidylserine binding. Lineage: Eukaryota; Metazoa; Chordata; Mammalia; Monotremata; Ornithorhynchidae.